AUGGCCUCAGGUUUCCUCCCACCCUACAUUAUACCCGGGCAAGAGCCAGGAACGACGGCGGAAGAGCGCCAGGAAAUCUACAAGUACCUGCACUGGACCCGACUCGGCCAAGCCGGCCAGGAAUCAUGUGUGGCCAAGACGAUCCUCUCUGGGGCGAUGGGUCUCGGAUUGGGGGCAAUGUUCAGCCUGAUGUCAAGCUCCUUUGCUUACGAAGAUCCUCUAAGAAGAGACCCUAACUUUGAUACGAUGAAGUUUGAUAAGAAGGCGCGGGUCAUGUUCAAGGAAAUGGGUCGAGGGAUGUGGUCGACUGGCAAAGGCUUCGGAAAAGUUGGGGCACUGUAUGCUGGAUUGGAAUGUUGUGUUGAAAGUUAUCGCGCCAAAAGUGAUCUGUGGAACUCUUUAGUCGGUGGUGGGUUAGCUGGCGGAAUGCUGGCAUGGCAAUCAGGCAUGAAGGCCAUGCUCUUCGGCGCAGCUGGAUUUGCGGCUUUCAGUGGUGCGAUUGACGCUUACAUGAGGAAAGAGCCCCCGGAUGACGAUUGA
Puccinia graminis f. sp. tritici CRL 75-36-700-3 is the source of this 540-nucleotide messenger RNA. RefSeq lists its product as uncharacterized. The transcript has 3 exons. Gene Ontology annotation, biological process: protein insertion into mitochondrial inner membrane. NCBI's taxonomy places the organism in Eukaryota, Fungi, Basidiomycota, Pucciniomycetes, Pucciniales, Pucciniaceae. Gene Ontology annotation, cellular component: TIM22 mitochondrial import inner membrane insertion complex. The record is from RefSeq and is a predicted model, not a curated record. The coding region runs from base 1 to 540 and encodes 179 amino acids. Gene Ontology annotation, molecular function: transmembrane protein transporter activity.